Amphibalanus amphitrite is the source of this 1450-nucleotide messenger RNA. RefSeq names its product solute carrier family 66 member 3-like. The record is from RefSeq and is a predicted model, not a curated record. The transcript has 2 exons. NCBI's taxonomy places the organism in Eukaryota, Metazoa, Arthropoda, Thecostraca, Balanomorpha, Balanidae. The coding region runs from base 365 to 988 and encodes 207 amino acids.
GCCCGUCCUGUGGUUCUCACCAUGCCUGCUAUCAGCCGUCACUAGCCGAGGCAGCGCGACGGGCGCGUGCUAACUGCUAACUGCAGCGGGCAGGCACUAUCAGUUGGUUCAGUUCCUGUGCUCUGUCCGAGAUAAGAAGACGUGUCGCGAUGCGAUGGAACCGUCGCGAGACGGCUGUGCGAGGGUGCACGCUUCCCGGCACAGCUGCAUCGGCGGAACGGCCGCAGACGAGCCCGCAGCUCCCAUGACUGGUGCUGGGCAGUGGGCAGCUCCGUGACUGGUGCUGCUGCUGGUGCUGGCGCUAAGCAGUGCUGAAUGAGAUAGACCGUGCAGCUGAACCGAUUGUUUACAAACAGUGCCGGACAUGUCUCUCUGGGCGGUGCGUCUCGCCCUGCUCUGCGACUGGCUUACCAUCGGUCCGUCGGUGGCCCUGAAGCUGCCUCAGCUGGUAUCCCUCCUCCGAGACGGCUCCACGGCCGGUCUGAGCGUCAGCUCCGCCGUGCUGGAGCUGGCCAGCUGCUCCAUCCAGCUCUGCUAUCACCUGCGGCACGGCUACAUCCUCACCAGCUAUCUGGAGCACCUGCUGCUGGCGCCGCAGCUGCUGGCCAUCCUCCUCCUCCUGCUGGCUCGCCGCGGGCUGCUGGGCGCGCCGCAGCUGCUGGUGCUGGCCAGCGCUGCGCUGACGGCGCUGGCGCUGGCCGCCGGGCCUCUCCCGCUCGGCCUGCUGACCUUCCUACUGCAGCUGGACCUACCGAUCGCCUGGAGCGGCAAGGUGUCUCAGCUGGGGGCCGUGGUGCGCGCGCGCAGCGGCCGCGCCGUCAGCAGGCUCACCUGGCUGCUGGCGGCGCUCACCUGUGUCACACGGCUGCUGACCACCCUGCUGCGCACCGGCGACCGGCUGCUGCUGAUCAGCUUCACCGGCAGCCUGCUGCUCAACCUGGCCGUGCUGGUGGCGGCCACAGUGUUCCGCCGCCGGCCGGCCGACUAGACCGACAGUGAACAGAGGUCAUUAUCGGCGGACAUAACUGUGGGCGGAUAUAACGAUUUGUCGGCGGAUAUAACGAUUCGUCGGCGGAUAUAACGAAUCGUCGGUGGACAUAACGAUUUGUCGGCGGAUAAAACGAUUUGUCGCUGGAUGGAACUUUUUUUGUCUGGUGUGGGCUGCCGACCGUCUAUAGUCAGUCUUCUCUAUAGAGAAGACCGACGGCGGACGGAAUCGAUAUAAUUGUCACGCUUGUCACACCCAGAAACAGUGUUUAUGAAAAGAGAGAAGGUGUAUCAAAUCAAUUAUAUUGUAUUCAGUGAUAUAAAACAUGCCUCGUUGCGUCCCGCUAGGCGUCUACAUACGUUUGUUGCGAGUGCAGCCCGCUCUUUGAGCUUAUUCGGUCCCGUGACCGGAUGUCUUAUUUAGACACAUGUCUCAGAUAUUGAAAUGUAUCCUUGCUGGUGA